Messenger RNA from Syngnathus typhle (broad-nosed pipefish), 1915 nucleotides. It is a transcript of the gene elovl7a, whose product is annotated as ELOVL fatty acid elongase 7a. Gene Ontology annotation, molecular function: fatty acid elongase activity. The record is from RefSeq and is a predicted model, not a curated record. NCBI's taxonomy places the organism in Eukaryota, Metazoa, Chordata, Actinopteri, Syngnathiformes, Syngnathidae. The coding region runs from base 177 to 1061 and encodes 294 amino acids. Gene Ontology annotation, cellular component: endoplasmic reticulum membrane; endoplasmic reticulum. Gene Ontology annotation, biological process: fatty acid elongation, saturated fatty acid; sphingolipid biosynthetic process; fatty acid elongation, monounsaturated fatty acid. The transcript has 8 exons.
ACGGGCGCGCGCAUCAUUAACACGUGAACUGAGCUCAAGACGCACCUGUGCAAGUAGAGAGUCAUACACAACCCGACUCUUAAUUCUUUGUUUUUAACCGUAGUUCGACGUCGGAAAGGAUUUCUAACUGGGUGGUUGUAGGACAAAUUUCCAGCUGAACUUGCGACGAUCUCACAAUGGAACUGCAUGAUAUCAAGUCUUCCGUUUUGCACAUCUAUGAUGACUUCAUCCAAAACGCAGACUCUCGUACGGAGAACUGGCUGUUCAUGGCAUCUCCCAUCGUGCAGAACAUCAUCAUCAUGGCGUACAUCUACUUCGUCAUAUCACUGGGCCCCCGCAUCAUGGAGAAGCGCAAAGCUUUUGACCUCAAAGGGGUUCUGGUGGUGUACAACUUCAGCGUGGUGGCACUCUCGCUCUACAUGUGCUACGAGUUUGUCAUGUCGGGAUGGGGAACAGGAUACUCCUUCCGCUGUGAUCUCGUUGACUACUCUGACUCGCCACAAGCUAUAAGGAUGGCAGAAACGUGUUGGCUUUACUAUUUCUCCAAGUUCAUCGAGAUGUUGGACACGGUUUUCUUUGUGCUGAGGAAGAAAAACAGCCAGGUAACACAAGCUCUCUACUUGUGGCCUUGGUUUCCAUUUACAUGGUUUUUAACCGUAUACUUCACCCCGCCAGGUGGUAUGGGAACUUUUCACGCCGUGCUCAACUGUGUCGUCCAUGUCAUCAUGUACACUUACUACGGCCUGACCGCCUUAGGGCCCAAAUACCAGAAGUACCUGUGGUGGAAGAAAUACCUGACCACCAUUCAGCUGAUCCAGUUUGUGAUGGUGACCACGCACAUCUCGCAGUACUUCUUCAUACAGGAUUGUGCCUACAAGUUCCCCAUCUUCAUCUACAUCAUCGGUCUGUACGGCCUCAUCUUCCUCUUCCUCUUCCUCAACUUCUGGUACCACGCCUAUACCAAAGGCAAGCGGCUGCCCAAGGUGCUGCAGGCCCAGAUGUGGGCCCACCAUUCAAACGGCGUCAUGAAUGGCAACGCUAACCACACCAAAGAGGAAUAAUUGGCCGCUCGGCACGGGGCUAUUUUGUGGCGGACUGCUGCUCUGGUUUAGCUUUUUCUACUUGCAAAAAAGAGACAAUCUUUAUAAAUUAUGACCAGUUAUAUUUAACCCCAGACAAAGGGAACGUUUGUAUUUUAAUGUUUAAUAUUGACUGUAUAGUUAAUUAAGACAUGACUGUAUAGUUAAUUAAGCCAUGGGAAAAAACUCAUUUAUAGGGCUUCUCCAACGGCAUGACUGAGACUCCAUGACCCUGAUGUGUGCAGUGACGGGUUGGUGUGAUUUGUUUUUUUUUCCCCACAUGUAUUUUGUCUUGAUGGUUCACUAUAAAAGUUGGAGGGUAAUCCAUGUUGCCUUAAUAUUAGUCUUUGCAAGGCUAUUUUAAGGGUUACAUGCAUACAGAGUAGGGUGUUUACUUUUUAUUUGAAAUAUUUCACACCUUGACGCUUGGAGUCACAGAUCUGAUGUUUUCAGUGGAAUGUUCUCUUGAAGUGUGACCAAUUGAUUCCUGGAAAGAGAGCCAGGGAGCGCUCUUGUGGCGCACCAGGGCAUUGUUCACUAAAAAAGUUAAAUGUUUACAGUGACAUGUCUUUGGGUCGGUCACAGGAGUGUCUGUACUAUGAUGAUCUUAAGCUUCAAAGUGAAUGAAACGGCGGUCCUGUGAUUGACAAAAGAAGAUAAGAGUACGAAUUCACUGGUGUUUAUUUGAGAAGAGGGUUAGUUCGAAUGAUGCAGUUCAUGUUCACGUCUAAUAUCCUGUUCUCAGUCCGAUUGUUAACCAUUUAAGACUUAUGUGCCUUGAAAAGUUUAUACUGUUUUAUAUGUAUUUAUGUAUAAUAAAUGUUGACUAUGUAUUA